Messenger RNA from Williopsis jadinii, 795 nucleotides. RefSeq names its product amphiphysin-like protein RVS161 (gene RVS161). The coding region runs from base 1 to 795 and encodes 264 amino acids. Gene Ontology annotation, cellular component: Rvs161p-Rvs167p complex; medial cortex; actin cortical patch. Gene Ontology annotation, molecular function: lipid binding; protein binding. The transcript has 3 exons. Gene Ontology annotation, biological process: actin cortical patch localization; endocytosis; plasma membrane tubulation. The record is from RefSeq and is a predicted model, not a curated record. Lineage: Eukaryota; Fungi; Ascomycota; Saccharomycetes; Phaffomycetales; Wickerhamomycetaceae.
AUGAGUUGGACAGGGUUCAAGAAGGCUGUUUCCAGAGCAGGCACACAGGCGCUUGUGAAGAACACGGACCGUACUAGUGACAAAGACUAUGACAUUGAAGAGAGACGUUACAAGACACUCAACACAGCAGGGAAGCAGUUGGAGAAGGAGGCAAAGGGUUACUUGGACUCCAUCCGUGCAAUGACGAACUCACAGGUCCGUAUUGCAGAGGUGAUCUCCUCGCUCUAUGACGAUUCCAAGUCCAUGGGCGGGUCCAGUAACGUUGGUAACUACUAUUUGCAGUGCGUCACAGAGUUUGACAGCGAGACGGUGAAGCAGCUUGACGGGCCAUUCCGUGAAACCGUUUUGACACCAAUCACCACUUUCACGCAGUAUUUCACAGAGAUUGACGAGGCCAUCAAGAAAAGAGCACACAAGAAGGUGGACUACGAGGGCGCAAAGGCCAAGGUGCGUAGACUAGUGGAUAAGCCUGCAAAGGAUGCAGCUAAGCUUCCAAGAGCAGAGAAGGAGCUACAACUCGCAAAGGAGGUGUUUGACCAGUUGAACGACCAGCUAAAGGAGGAAUUGCCACAGUUGAUCUCCCUCAGAGUCCCUUAUUUCGACCCCUCAUUCGAGGCCCUUGUGAAGAUCCAGAUGAGAUUCUGUACAGAAGGUUACACCCGUUUGGCCCAGAUACAGAACUACCUCAACGAAGGAGACCGUGACGCCUACUCCCAAGGCUUGCUAGACGAUCGUAUGAGCCAAUUGUUGACGGAAAUGAGUCAAUUGCAAAUCACCUCCUUGGGAACUAAGUGA